Aspergillus luchuensis is the source of this 1344-nucleotide messenger RNA. Its product is annotated as putative mitochondrial translation release factor (RF-1). The coding region runs from base 1 to 1344 and encodes 447 amino acids. The record is from RefSeq and is a predicted model, not a curated record. NCBI's taxonomy places the organism in Eukaryota, Fungi, Ascomycota, Eurotiomycetes, Eurotiales, Aspergillaceae. Gene Ontology annotation, molecular function: translation release factor activity. The transcript has 2 exons. Gene Ontology annotation, biological process: translational termination.
AUGUUCAACGCGCCCUGGAUAUGCGCUCGAUGUUUCGUGCGGUCUGCUGCUAGGAUUGGCUCCAAUCCCCGUCCGUUUCUACAACGGCGCGGCCUAAAAACUGAUUCCGCUGGCAUUUCACAAGCCCUCUUAGCACGCGCUCGUUCUCUAACCAAUGAACAUUCCAAACUCUCCGCUCAUUUGGCCGAGGUUUUCGAUGCGAAACUCGCCAAAAGAGUGGGUGAACUUGCGCCAAUCGCAAGUACCUUAAAAGAGUGGGAACACGCAAAUAGUGUAUGUUUUUCUCCAAUGUAUUUAGGACUGAGCUUUAUUGACAACUUGCAGUCUAUAUCUGAACUUUUGUCCCUGCUUAAUGACCCGGAAACCGAUGCUGAGCUGAGGUCGCUUGCAGUUGAAGAUCUGGAGAGCAGCAAGGUCGCGCUGCCUGCCAUAGCGGAUAAUCUGAAGAAGGCCCUUAUACCUCGCCACCCUUUCGCAGACCUCCCAUGUUUGCUCGAAAUACGCCCCGGCGCAGGUGGUGACGAGGCUGGUCUUUUUGCUUUUGAGGUUUUGAGGAUGUAUAUCGCCUUCUGUUCACGUCGUGGUUUCAGGUAUAGCCUCAUAAAACAGGAUGUUGCAGACGGCCCUGCGCAAGACCGAUUGAGUGAAGCGGUCCUGGAAGUUGACGCGGAUGGGGCCUAUGACAUUCUGAGAACGGAGUCGGGAGUUCAUAGAGUACAGAGGGUUCCCGCCACCGAGGCGAAGGGCCGUACACAUACCAGUGCCGUUAGUGUGAUGAUACUUCCUAGUUUUCCAGACUCCGGGAGCGGCCUGGAUAGUUCACUCAAUUUCGAGGACCCAAACAGCGACUACUAUGUGGAUCCUCAAGAGGUUCGCACAGAGAAGAUGCGAGCCGGUGGCGCAGGCGGUCAGCACGUCAACAAAACCGAGUCAGCUAUUCGGUUAACCCAUAUACCAACGGGUACCGUUGUCUCCAUGCAAGAUUCACGUUCCCAACAUGCCAAUCGAAAGAAGGCUUGGCAGGUUUUACGGGCGAGAAUAGCUGAAGCAAGACGAGAAGCCCGAGAACAGGAAAUGGUUAACCUAAGGAGAGGAGCAAUGGGCGGUGUUGCUCGAAUGGGACGCGGUGACAAGAUCCGGACUUACAAUUACGGUCAGAAUCGCUGCACAGACCAUCGCAGCGGCCUCACCAUACACAACCUGGAUAGUGUUCUUGAUGGUGGCGAGGGCCUAGAAACCGUAAUGGAAAGCGUACGGACAUGGCUCGUCGAGCGCGAAAUAGAGGCCUUGGCUGUUGAAGAAUCAGUCCAAGAUAAAGAAGGACUGCGUGCCCAACCGCGUUAG